This is a messenger RNA of Stylophora pistillata, 1677 nucleotides long. RefSeq names its product cysteine protease ATG4C. Gene Ontology annotation, biological process: mitophagy; protein processing; aggrephagy. Gene Ontology annotation, molecular function: protein-phosphatidylethanolamide deconjugating activity; cysteine-type endopeptidase activity. Gene Ontology annotation, cellular component: cytoplasm. The record is from RefSeq and is a predicted model, not a curated record. NCBI's taxonomy places the organism in Eukaryota, Metazoa, Cnidaria, Anthozoa, Scleractinia, Pocilloporidae.
UCCAAGAUGGCGGGUUCAGCAGGAAGCUUAGGCUCUGGUUUAUUAAGUAUACAGAGCGCUGCUCGACAGAAAUCAAGAGAAGCAAAAGAAUCUAGUGACAGCGAUGAUGAUGAGCUCUUUGACAGCGAGAAGCUGAAGACAAAAUUAAUGUCUAUGUGGAAUAACAUGAGACAUGGGUUUGUUGUGCCUUUCAAAGCACACUUUAAUGAGGAUUCUCCAAUAUGGCUUUUAGGAAGAUGUUAUCAUGCUAGAAAUCAUGAAUUUAGUGGGGUACACUCAACAGAAAAAUGUAAAGUUUUAAGCAUGGAUGAAUUUCAAAGAGACUUUCACUCAUUGAUCUGGCUGACAUAUCGGCGAGAAAUUCCGCAACUUGGCGACUCAAUGUUAACCACUGACUGUGGCUGGGGAUGCAUGUUACGGAGUGGACAAAUGAUGAUUGCAACUGGAUUGGUCUAUCAUUUUCUAAAGAGAGAGUUUAGGACAACUGGAAGGUGUAUGAGUAGGGAACAAGAACACUUCUACAAAACAAUUCUUCGGUUUUUUGGAGAUUUAGAAGAUGAAGAACGAUGCCCGUUCUCUUUGCAUCGCCUUGUCUCGAUUGGUGCGCACACUGGAAAGCAAGCGGGGGACUGGUACGGACCUGCUUCAGUGGCGCAUAUUCUCAGACUAGCAAUGGCUGGAGGAACUCAUCCUUUGCUUCACAAUGUAAAUGUUUAUGUGGCUCAAGAUUGUACAGUUUAUACAGAUGAAGUAGAAAAGCUUUGUACGAGCUGUAGAACCCACACCUGGAACUGUUCCGAUGGAAAGUGGCAAUCUGUUAUUAUUUUAGUUCCUGUUCGGCUUGGUGGCGAAGCACUGAAUCCCAUUUACAUACCAUGUGUUAAGUCUCUUUUUACCUUAGAUCAUUGUAUUGGAAUCAUAGGUGGACGACCGAAACACUCUCUUUAUUUUGUUGGUUUCCAAGAUAAUAAAAUGGUUUGUUUAGACCCUCAUUAUUGUCAAGCGGCUGUAGACAUGUCUAAGGAUGACUUUCCAACGCAGUCAUUUCACAGUGUUCAGCCACGCACAAUGUCGUUCAAAAAAAUGGACCCCUCGUGUACGAUAGGUUUUUAUUGUGAUACCAAAGCUGACUUUGAAAGAUUUCGACAACAGACCACAGAGGUUUUACGGCCUCCAAUGCAGCGCGGUGAUUAUCCCAUGUUCAUCUUCGCGUCUCAUCGGAAACCGAUGGCGUCCGAAGAUUUUGUGCGCAGCGCGAACUUAUCCGAGAGCCUUAUAGAGAGCGCGGAACCAGAAAGAUCGAAUAACAGUGUCCCAAGUCCAUCGACGUUAAGCUGUAGUCCUUCAGCUGAAGAGUAUGUCGUUCUUUGACAAUUUCUAAUAUUCAGUAUAGUCUGAGUAAAUCUGCCAAUCUUUGCCACAGUCAGCCCACUUCCUUUCCUACUCACCGACCACCCCUGACCCUUGGCUCGCUGUCCAAAAAAUGAACCGAGUAACAGUCUUUUCAAAGUAAAAAGUUGUGAAUAGUAAGAUAUCUCCCUUACUUAUCAUAAAUGGGCCACCGUUAAUGACAAAUUAACCAGUCUAAGAAAUUUCCUAGGCUUAAUUAACCCUUUCAAUCUUAGGAGGGAUCAACAAAGAAAUUCUCCUCGGAAUAGUCCCUUUUACAGUUGUGGG